AUGAAAAUUACGCUGGCCGUCAUUUUGCUAGCAGCAGUCAGCAACGCUGCUAGAUCAGAAAGAAAGAGUCAAGAGAAGAAUGAGGAGAAACAAGAGAAAAGAGGACUCAUUGAAGGAAACUCUGGCGUUGAUAAAAGAGCGCCAUUACUACCCACAGUUCCACCUUCAUCUGGAGUGGAGUACGCCAAUACAAAACAAUCUCUCCCAGACAAAUCUCCGCCCCAGCAAAUCUACGCGACUCCUCAGCCACAGAUCUCCAAGAUAUCUGACUUCCUAACAGGCCAGGGAGCAUCGUUCCCCUCCGCUAUCGCCAGUCAUCUCUACUCGCCGGUGUCUGUCUAUAAUCCUAAAUAUGAAAACCCUACAACAUACGAGGUAUCAGCUCCAGUCCCUUCACAACUGGCGUACACCGAACACCAACAGACUGUUCCAUCAGCUAACUCUCUUCAAUUCAGUCAAAAACCUCAGAAACUAUCAAACUAUUUGCAGUCCCAGGCACAAUCAGCGUUCGAACAACAGAAUCUCGGCUACGAGCCAAUCAUUCAUCAAGUUCCCAAUAACGCUAUCAAUAAUAAUUUCCAACCGGUACAAUACAACCAAGCGCUCCAGGGACAAGUUGAACAACAACAACUGCACUACGUCCAGGGUCAGUCCAUACAAAUUAUUCCAAGAAAUGUUCAACAACAUCCCAUACUAAUAAAGAAACAGCGUCCCGAGCAAAGAGAUAUUAAGAAUAUACCGGCACCAGCUCAAAUAUUCAACAAACAAAACUUGCAACAGGUGUACAAUGACAAACCACAGAAAGCUCUGAGUUUCGCGAGCUUCACAUACAACCCGUCCUCACAGCCAGCUCAACCUUCAUAUGACCAAACUCAAAACCAACAACUGUACACGCAGUCUCAACAGAGUCACGUUCAGCAGCAACAGCUUCAACCACAACAGCUCCAAACACAACAGCUUCAACCGCAACAGCUCCAACAGCAAUAUCAACCUCAACAGUACCAGAGCCGAGGACAGACUUACGAACAGAUACCUUAUCAAUUACAACAACAGGCACAGCUAUCAGAGAUCCCUUACCAACAAAUUCCGCAACAAAUACAAUACCAAUCGCCUCAAGCGCUGCAGUAUCAACCACAAGCCCAGGUACAAUACCAAGACAACCAGGCACAGCUGUAUCAACAACUCCAGCAACAGCUACUUCAAGCACAGCUGCCGCAACAACAACAACAGUACUAUCAGUUACAACAGCCUCAGCCUCAAUAUUUUGAUAAACCUGAACAAACCUCACAACAGACUUUUGUAGAUCAACAAUACAUUAAGCAGGCUCCGAUCCAGGCUCAGUUUAAUGAACAGCUUCCUCAACAACAGCCACAGAGCCUGUCAUACAAACAGGCAGUUCCAGCGCAAGCAGCACUUCCAGUAUUACCGACUUUCCCGCCGGUGCAGUAUUUCGGAAAGUUCGCUCAUUCUGUUUUCGGAAAUUCCCAGCAUUGA
Messenger RNA from Danaus chrysippus (African queen), 1494 nucleotides. The record is from the annotation of a GenBank genome assembly. NCBI's taxonomy places the organism in Eukaryota, Metazoa, Arthropoda, Insecta, Lepidoptera, Nymphalidae.